Capronia epimyces CBS 606.96 is the source of this 657-nucleotide messenger RNA. RefSeq lists its product as uncharacterized. The coding region runs from base 1 to 657 and encodes 218 amino acids. The transcript is spliced from 4 exons. The record is from RefSeq and is a predicted model, not a curated record. Lineage: Eukaryota; Fungi; Ascomycota; Eurotiomycetes; Chaetothyriales; Herpotrichiellaceae.
AUGAAGCUCUCAAGCAUCUUCGGCCUUGUGGUCGCCGCCUUGACCGUGGUUGGCUCUACCAUCGUUUCCGCCAAUACAGGAUUUACGUACAAGGUCAUGGCAGCUUUGCAAGCUCGAGGUGUUCCGCGUCACGAGAUCGAGGAAAUCGUCAAAGUCAUUCCACGUGACACCAUCACCGUGACCACUACUCCUACCGGCUGCGCUCCCUAUGGUCCACCAGCUGUCCCUCUUACCUACCCCACCACCGAGACCACUGAAGGCACUACCACCACCUCGGUCACUAGCACGGCAACUUUGACUUCUGUCACCACCCCUGAGACCACCUCCACCUCCAUCGUCAAUACUGAGACUCCCACCGAGACUCCAGGUGUUCCGGGCACUUUGUCUGUUGCAACUACUCCGAUCACUUCCACUACUGCAAUUGAGAGUAGCACAAUCCCUACUUCCGAGUCCACCACUCCUGUCGAGACUUCCACCUCAAGCACUGUUGUCGAGACUACCUCAUCCACCACUAGUGUUGCCACUACAACCUCGUCUCGUGCUACGGUCACUCCAACCACCAGCACCGGACUUCCAUUGGCUCCCAACAAGGGUGCUGGCAAUGCUGGUGUCAAUGUCGGCUUGCUUGGAUUUGUGGCUAUGUUGGCUUUUGCCUGA